Passer domesticus (house sparrow) is the source of this 3275-nucleotide messenger RNA. RefSeq names its product chromosome 8 C10orf88 homolog (gene C8H10orf88). The record is from RefSeq and is a predicted model, not a curated record. NCBI's taxonomy places the organism in Eukaryota, Metazoa, Chordata, Aves, Passeriformes, Passeridae. Bases 38 to 1363 code for a protein of 441 amino acids. The transcript is spliced from 6 exons.
UCGGUCGGAGCCGCCGCCCGGCCCGGCUGUCCCCGCCAUGUCGAGCGGCUGCGCGGCGCCGGAGGAGGAGGCGGAGGAGGGAGGCCGGGAGCCGCGCUGUGUGUCGGCGCGGUGCUCCUGGCCCUGCGCGCCGCCGGGCGGCCUGGCGCGGGCGCUGUGCCUGCGGCGGGGUGCGGGGGACGGCGAGCCCGGCAGCGAGGCCGUGGUGGCGGAGCGGCGGGAGGGCGGCGAGGAGCCCUGCGAGCUGCGGCUGCAGUGCCGGCCCGGCGCCGAGAUGGUGUCCGUGGGCAUCGUGAGCCAGGCCCGGAACAUGGAGGUGUACGUGGGCGAGGAGUACUGCGGCACCGGCCGGGGACAGAGCCGCGGCGCCCGCCCGGCGCCGGGUGAAACUGAAGAGGUUACUUUAUACCACAAGUACCUUAAGUUUGAAUGCCCUGCAGCCUCCUGUAGAAUUAAGCUGCUCUCCUUUGGUGAGAAACACAGAGUACUCAUCAGUAAAAUAAUUCUAGAAGUGAAAGCAGUGUCUGCAAAACUAGCAACUGAUUUUCCUUCACUAGGCUCAAGCAUAGAUCUAGACAGAGUGCAAACUAUAAUGGAAUCCAUGGGAUCCAAGUUGUCUCCAGGUGCUCAGCAGCUCAUGGACAUGGUCCGGUGCCAGCAGAAAAACAGUUUCCCAUUUGGAGACAAACUCAGCUGGAUCCUGGGGAGAAGUUCUGACUUUGGAGGUGACCAUGCAGUAGAUGGAAUGCACAGAGCAGCUCUGCAGUCCUCACUGAGUCCAUCAGCCAGUGAACCUUUGCCUGUUAAAAAUCAUUUAACAAGUGAAGCAGUGUAUAAAGAUGUAAAAAUAACUCGUGAUCUGAACUCAGAGGUACCUGAAAGAGGGAAUACUUUGGAUUCUGAAAGACUUCCUACCCAGCAAAAUGCAGUUGACCUCAGGAAUGAUUUGAAAGUCGUGGGAUCUCUGCAAGUGCAGCAGCAAGCAGGUGAAACUCCAAACGUGGCCAACCCACAGGUGCUUCUUCCUUUUCUUCAAAACUUGUGCACUCAGGUGAAUCACCUUCGGCUCAAGGAUGGGGACAGGCACCCUGGGAGGAGUGCAGUGGCUAAAGAGGAGAGUGUUCCGAGUGCUGGAGUGGAACAACAGCCUAUUUGCACCUAUUUGGAAAAGAUCAUUUCAAAAAAUCUGGAUCUGAUGGAGAAGAAACUAAUGGACUAUAUUGACUGCCAAAUCCAGGCUCUUCAGACACACAUAGACAAUAAAAUGUUUCUCUUGAUGGACUUGGUUCAGAACUCAAAACCAAACAAAAUUUCCCAAGCACACUAUGAUUCUAACGAGGGUUUUUCUAAUGGAGAGAGGUAGAGGGAUUCAGGUGUAGGGUUUCAGUGUGAAUACUUGGAUAAUUAGACUUUACAAAGCCUAGUAUUUAUGCAGUUCAAACUAUGAAGAAGCUCAGUGUUGUUAACUUGCAUUUUGUUACUGUAAUUCUAUCCACUGUUGUACACACUUGUUAGUUUUAUGAAAGAUCUUAAGGAUGUGUUUUUUCCUAAAUAUAAGAGUUUUGUAUGCCCUUUGUGGCUUAUUUAUUUAAAGAGCAUUGCUAGAAGCUGUAUGAACAGUCAGUCCCCCAGUUCCAGUUUGGACAAUGGAGCACUCUCAAUAAACUGAGUUACUGCUUAUCUUUUUACCUACACGUAAUCAGCUCACUUCUUUGGGUUGUGUUAAUUUUUGAUGUGAAAUGUGUUGUCAGUAGAACAGAAUGCAGUUUGUUCUUUUGCUUUAUUGGCACUCCUGUUGAAGACAUUUCUUGUUCCACCUCUAAAAGGAAGGUUGGAUUGUCAUUGCCUGAUUUGGGCAGUUUAUGGAGCUGUGUUUGUAAAGAGAGCUGGGGGAAUGUGAACCCAGCCUGGGUUCUUGGGAAGCCUUGUUGGCUGUACAGGCACCUGAAUUAGGAGUCCAGGCUCCUUUAGAGAUACCUAAACCAAGACUGUGAUGCUUCUUUCCCUCCUAAACUAGCUGAGUGCAGGAGCAAGUGCAAUGAUUGCAAACUCAGCAGAUUUUAUCCAAGUUUCAUUAUCCUAAGAAGUGCAAGUUCUUCAUCCAUGGUUCCUCUCAAGUGAAUGUUGCUCCCAGACAGGGUGUGCUGGAGUAGCUCCAGAAGAGUUUUCCUUACUGCAUCACACUUCCUUUAAUCCCUUGGGAUCAGUUUUGCUGUCACUUGGGGAGGUAGGAAUGUGACUCCAAAUCCCUCUUCUGUGGCAGGUUGAGUUUCAAACUUCAUUCUGUAUGUUGCUCUUGGAUUCUGGGGUGUAAAUUGGAGGGUGUAGGGACUUCAUGGUAAACCCCUCAGCUGGGUGCACAAACAUUUCUGGCAAAAGCUGUUGAUGGGGAAGCAAGUGUUGGCUCAAAAGCAGCAUAAGCAUGUCCAAGCCAUUAUCAUUAUUUACUCUGCCUGAUAUCUCCUUCUCCAGGAAAACUGAUGUAUUUUGAAGACUGUCAGAUCCUGGUGCUAGCAAACACAGAGAAGUAGAUUUGGAAGAGAGGAUAAUCUGCUCUGAAAAGACAUCUUGCAGUUCUCCCUGAUCAUAACUCCUGCCAGGUGCAGUUUCAGUGAUUCAAAAAGAAAAAAAUUAUUUUUUUUUUAGAUAAAAGGAUCUUAAUUAUCUUGUACUUCAUACCUGUAAAGGUACAGUCUGUCCUGAGGUACACACACUUUUUCAACUCAGUGACUUGAGAUAAAGUACUAAAUUGAGACAGUUUUGGGUUUGGAUUUUUUUAUUUGAUAACCAAAGAAAUUGGAAUGAGUUUUUGAGUAUUGCUGAGUUCAAAUGCUGUUAAUUUAAUGAUUUUUUAAUUUUUUUCUCUCUCUGGGUAACAAAUAUGAACAGCAGUUGACACUAAAUAGAAAUUUCCAGAAGUAGUUAAAAUGACCUCUGGACAUUUUGAUUGCUGUGUCCUACCUGGUGCUUGUGAUGCUUCAGUAUCACAGCUACCACAAUGAGAAUGUUUGAAAUUAAAACCACAAAUGCCAGAGUGUAGAAGUUGUACUGUUGCAGGUUUGGUGUUUUGUCAGCUUCCACUUCAGUGAGGGAUUCUGUAUAGAGAGAAAAAUAAAAGUGCUUAAAGUUUAGAAUACUGCAUGAUUUAACUGGGAAUUAAAUAAGCAUUUUUUCAGAUAUUUUCAUUUGACAUGACCGACACAGAGUGCAAAUCCUGAUUAUGUAGUACUGAAGAGUUGUAAAAAUUGCUAAUAAAACAAUCCUACAGAACAUCA